This is a messenger RNA of Microplitis demolitor, 2162 nucleotides long. It is a transcript of the gene DCP1, whose product is annotated as mRNA-decapping enzyme 1B. The transcript has 3 exons. Bases 322 to 1779 code for a protein of 485 amino acids. Gene Ontology annotation, molecular function: enzyme activator activity; mRNA binding. Gene Ontology annotation, cellular component: P-body. Gene Ontology annotation, biological process: deadenylation-independent decapping of nuclear-transcribed mRNA; positive regulation of catalytic activity; deadenylation-dependent decapping of nuclear-transcribed mRNA. Lineage: Eukaryota; Metazoa; Arthropoda; Insecta; Hymenoptera; Braconidae. The record is from RefSeq and is a predicted model, not a curated record.
UACCCGAACCUAAUUCACGGUCAAAAUGGUGGAUAUUUAAUAGUGCAGGCGUCUUGGACCUUGGCAAUUGUUGAUGUACUUGCAAGUUAAUAGAAGUAAAAAAAAAUUAUAAGAACACGUGUACAUUGUAAUUAAAAUGAUAUAUUUCUUGGUAUGAUAUUUUGUUAGUGUUAUUUGUGUAUUUGAAUAGAUUAAUUUUAUACAAUAAUUAUUAACAAUAAACCAAACGAGUUUUUGGUGAACAAAAAAAAGUAUAGCAAGUCAUACGUACACUUACGACUAUUAUAAAUAAAAAUAAGAUUAUUUAUUUAACCUGAAAUAAUGGCAGAUGUAACAGAAUUAAAAAUGAAUAUGGCAGCUCUAAAACGCGUUGAUCCAUAUGUAAAAGAUAUUUUAGAAACAGCAACGCAUGUGGCUCUUUAUAAAUUUAAUGCUGAGAACAAUGAAUGGGAGAAGACUGAUAUCGAAGGCGCAUUGUUUGUUUACUCAAGAAAUGGCGAACCUUACAAUAGUAUUCUUAUUAUGAAUCGAUUAAAUACCAACAACUUAGUUGAACCUGUGACACAGAGGCUUGACCUAGAGCUCCAAGAGCCAUUUUUACUCUACAGAAAUUCAAAAUGUAACAUCUUUGGUAUUUGGUUUUAUGACAAAAACGAGUGUAUUCGCAUUGCGGCUAUUUUAAAACAACUUGUUAAACAUUCUGACCUAAGCUUAAAAAUGAAUACAAGUUUAAAAAAUAAAAAACAAGUCAUUAACAAAACAAACAACUCUUUCAAUAAUGUCGAUAUAUUUAGCAUGCUCAGUAAAGCUCAAGAAAAUUUUAACACUAGUAGAGAAAGUAACGGUCAAGAUGACAAUAACACUAAAACUGAUAAGACUUCUGAAGACGUCAGUUCUUUUUCCCAUUCAAGAGUUAAUACAACAACAGGUGGAUUAUUUGAUGGAACAUCUCAAAGUGUUGUCGAUUUCUUUGCCAAAGCUAAGGUAAAUACGGGACAUUAUAAGCCAGAGCAUCAACAAUCUCCAGGAAAUGUUCAUGUAGCAGCAGAAAAACCUUUAUUGUUAACUCGUUUGAUGUCUCAUCCUGCAGCGCAUACUCUUGAGCACAUAGAAAAACAGCAGCGUUCUGUCACACCUCAACCAGCAGGAAUACCAAAUAUUGUACCACCAGUGACACUACCAAUUGCCUCAAAUUUUAUGAAAAACGGAACACCAUCAAGCAAAACGAAAAAACCUAUUACGUGUUCUAAUAACUCUGAACUGUCAUCACAAAUUUUACAAGAUAUUGAACACGUCGGUAAAUCAAAUGACACAAUAAUUGGUAAUAAAAGUUUUCAUCGAAUACAAUCACCGCUAAAAAAUUCAAUAAAUACAGUUGUAAAUCACAAUACUCCAGGACAAAAUGUUUAUAAACACGCGAUUUACGAAAUAGAGACUCCGAUAGAUAAAGUUAUUAAAGAAGAAUUAAGUGUAACUAAAACAUUAACAGAUACUAUUUCAACAUUGCCAAUGGGAUUUUCAUCACUCGAUUUAGAUGACAAGUCAAUUGAAUCAGAAGAAGCUAUUGGAACUCGAGGACUUGGUCCCAAUGCUCCGGCAUUGAUGCCUCCUGUAAUGUUUUCCGCAACUAGUCCUUCGGAACCUAAUCGACUCCUUGUUGAACCUCUUACACGAAAUCAAUUACUACAAGCGUUUAAUUAUCUUAUUAAAAAUGAUCCAGACUUUAUGAUGAAAUUACACGAUGCUUAUGUUAAAUCAUUUAGCGAAAUUUAUUCGUAAAGUAGUUAUUUUAAUAUGAGUAAAGUAAGAGGACAUGUGAGGAUAAAAAUAAUUAAAAAAUCAGCAAUGACAAUGACACGGAUAAUAAUUAACACAUUGUAAUAUUAUUAAAAAGUCUUUAUUGACUUGUUAAAAAAUAUAUUAAUUUUUAUAACGUGUUCUAUUAUCCUAUUUAAAAACUUAAUCAUUGAUGCCGAUUAAUUAUAAUCUGUGAUGCAAGAAUUUCUUUUUCUUUUUUCUCAAUCCAUUUUCUUUACAAACAAAUAAAAAAAAUAACGAGUCUCGCCAAAAUCUAUUUUUUUAAAUAAAAAAUAAAAAAUACUGACGAUAAUAAAAUUUAAUAGAGCAAGAUUGUUAAAUUGUUUUUUUUCUUCAAGCCACAA